Messenger RNA from Eubalaena glacialis (North Atlantic right whale), 844 nucleotides. It is a transcript of the gene UBE2E1, whose product is annotated as ubiquitin conjugating enzyme E2 E1. The record is from RefSeq and is a predicted model, not a curated record. Gene Ontology annotation, cellular component: nucleus. Gene Ontology annotation, biological process: protein polyubiquitination. Gene Ontology annotation, molecular function: ubiquitin conjugating enzyme activity. The coding region runs from base 192 to 773 and encodes 193 amino acids. Lineage: Eukaryota; Metazoa; Chordata; Mammalia; Artiodactyla; Balaenidae. The transcript has 6 exons.
GAGCGUGUGUGGCUGGGGGAAGCCAUUGCCUGUUUAAUAGUUGCUGUUGCUGCACUUCCGCUUCUCUCCCAGCGAGAGAGAGACACGAGUGGCCAGGCCCAGCCGCAGCCGCAGCAGCAGCCGCCGAGGCGGCACGGAGCAGCCAGACACAAAGAGAGGGGCUGUUUUCGGGGUGGGGUGGGGGGUUCGCUAUGUCGGAUGACGAUUCGAGGGCCAGCACCAGCUCCUCCUCAUCUUCGUCCUCCAACCAGCAAACCGAGAAAGAAACAAACACCCCCAAGAAGAAGGAGAGUAAAGUCAGCAUGAGCAAAAACUCCAAACUCCUCUCCACCAGCGCCAAGAGGAUUCAGAAGGAGCUGGCGGACAUCACUUUAGAUCCUCCACCCAACUGCAGUGCUGGUCCCAAAGGCGAUAACAUCUAUGAAUGGAGAUCAACCAUCCUAGGGCCUCCAGGGUCCGUGUAUGAGGGUGGUGUAUUCUUCCUUGAUAUCACUUUCACACCAGAAUAUCCCUUCAAGCCUCCAAAGGUUACAUUUCGGACAAGAAUCUAUCACUGUAAUAUUAACAGUCAAGGAGUUAUUUGCUUGGACAUAUUGAAAGAUAACUGGAGUCCAGCACUAACCAUUUCUAAAGUCCUUCUUUCUAUCUGCUCACUUCUUACAGACUGUAAUCCUGCCGACCCCUUGGUGGGAAGUAUUGCCACUCAGUAUAUGACCAACAGAGCAGAACAUGACAGAAUGGCCAGACAGUGGACCAAGAGAUACGCUACAUAAAUUGGGUUGUCACAAUUCUCUACAUUCUUUGUCUGUCACAGAGAGAGCUGCUUAUGAUUUUGAAGGGGUGG